Phaethon lepturus (White-tailed tropicbird) is the source of this 1761-nucleotide messenger RNA. Its product is annotated as guanine nucleotide exchange factor VAV3-like. The record is from RefSeq and is a predicted model, not a curated record. Gene Ontology annotation, biological process: cell migration; regulation of GTPase activity. Gene Ontology annotation, molecular function: guanyl-nucleotide exchange factor activity; protein binding. The annotation marks the transcript as partial. Gene Ontology annotation, cellular component: plasma membrane; cytoplasm. Lineage: Eukaryota; Metazoa; Chordata; Aves; Phaethontiformes; Phaethontidae. The transcript is spliced from 12 exons.
GUCAAACAUACGGCCAGACUAUGCAGAUACAAGUUUUCAUGAGUUCAAAAUGCAUACCUUCAGUCGUGUGACAUCUUGCAAAGUCUGUCAGAUGCUUCUGAGGGGAACAUUUUAUCAAGGCUAUUUAUGUUCUAAGUGUGGAGCUGGAGCACACAAAGAAUGUUUAGGAAGAUUAGACAAUUGUGGCAGAGCUAAUUCAGGUGAACAUGGGAACCUGAAACAUGAGAAACGAACGAAUGGAAUUAGAAGAAACUCUAGACACGUGGACCCAGGUUUACCAAAAAUGCAAGUCAUUCGAAACUACAGUGGAAUACCACAGCCGGCGACACAAGAUGGUCCACCGUUACAUAUCCAGGUUGGGGACACUGUUGAACUAAUUAAAGGAGAUGCACAUAGCUUAUUUUGGCAGGGCAGAAAUCUAACAACAGGAGAACUUGGAUUCUUCCCAAGUGAUGCAGUAAAGCCUAGCCCAUGUGUUCCUAAACCAGUAGACUACUCUUCACACCUGUGGUUUGCAGGAGCAAUGGAAAGAUUGCAAGCAGAGAGUGAACUUAUCAACAGAGUAAAUAGCACUUACCUGGUGCGGCACAGGACCAAAGAGUCAGGAGAAUAUGCAAUUAGUAUUAAGUACAAUAAUGAAGUGAAACACAUCAAGAUUUUAACAAGAGAUGGCUUUUUCCACAUUGCAGAAAACAGAAAAUUUAAAAAUUUAAUGGAACUUGUAGAAUACUAUAAGCACCACUCUCUUAAAGAAGGCUUUCGAAGUUUGGAUACUACUCUUCAAUUUCCAUACAAAGAAUCUGAAAACUCAGUGGGACAAAGGACUAACAGAACAGCUGGCAACUUGCUAAGCCCGAAGGUGAUUGGCAUUGCCAUAGCCAGGUAUGACUUCUGUGCAAGAGACAUGAGAGAACUGUCCUUAUUGAAAGGGGAUGUUGUAAAAAUUUAUACAAAGAUGAGUGCGAAUGGCUGGUGGAGAGGUGAAGUAAAUGGAAGGGUGGGCUGGUUUCCAUCAACUUAUGUUGAAGAGGACGAAUGAAUUAAAAACUUUCCUCUGCUGAGCAGCAGUUUCAGGGAUUGUAAAAAUUUAGUAUCUUCAAAGUGUUAUUGGUCUUGUUAAGUAUUUAUACAGCAGCAUUUUCGUCUGUCUGAACUUUCCAGUCUUAAUGUUGGGAUUUAUACCGAAGUUUGUGCUGACAGAUUGAUUACCUUGCCCAGAGCUGUGCAAGAAACAACGUGCCAGUUUGUCAUCACUGGGGAUCAGUACAAAGUCCAACCCUCACCCUCCCAGAAGAUCUCUGGAAAACAAAUUUCUUCAUGCUUCUUUUCAUUUCACCCUGUACUAUACCAUGAAUACUAGCUAUGACUGGCUAUUUAAUAAGUCUCUUUUCUUCUAGCUAACAUCUGUGAUGGUAUAAGGAGAUGAAGGCUUAUUAUUCCUUAUCACUGCAUGCAGAAAACAGAGUUCAGUCAUUCCAGUGGGCAUAAAGUAUAGUCAGUAGUCUUGUCUUGAAACAUCAAACUACUUAUCACCUUACAAACAGUUUUACACUCACAAAAACAUUCUGAAGGAAAUAUAUAGUAAACAUGAGUAGCAUUCUUGCAUAUAUAAUUAGUUAACUGACUACUUUGAGGUCCUGCCUAACAAAUCUUCUAACAAUUUGUUUAAAGACAACAUUUUAAAAAGGUGUCGUGAUGUGGCAUUGCUUGAAAAAGCGUCCACAAAAUGGAAUUGUGGGAUCCUUUCUUUGUCAUCCCAAG